Danio aesculapii is the source of this 3049-nucleotide messenger RNA. RefSeq names its product cAMP responsive element binding protein 3-like 4 (gene creb3l4). Gene Ontology annotation, biological process: regulation of transcription by RNA polymerase II. NCBI's taxonomy places the organism in Eukaryota, Metazoa, Chordata, Actinopteri, Cypriniformes, Danionidae. Gene Ontology annotation, cellular component: nucleus. The coding region runs from base 105 to 1370 and encodes 421 amino acids. The record is from RefSeq and is a predicted model, not a curated record. The transcript has 10 exons. Gene Ontology annotation, molecular function: RNA polymerase II cis-regulatory region sequence-specific DNA binding; DNA-binding transcription factor activity, RNA polymerase II-specific.
CGCGGAUGUGAACUACACUGAAUCAAAUGAGCCAGAAGAUCCGGAUCAACGAGUAAAAAUAUCCGCGUUUUCCUGCAGGAUAAACCGAACCGUGUGUGUGAAGAAUGCGAGAGGGCGAGUUUGUGUCCGGGGACGCCAAAUCAACCGAGAGAGAUGGGGUUGUGGAAGAGGUUGUGGCAUCUGAACUGCUCCUGGAUCAGUCCUGUCCCGGUCUCCUGUUUGCAGAUCUGGAGAAACACACGGAGGACUGGAGCCUCCAGCCACACUGCAGUCUGAAUGACAGCGAGUCUGAGGAAGUCCUGAACGCCAUAAACCCAAACCAGAUGUACGUGUCUGCGGUGUGUGAGAGCGACAGCGGUGUGUCCGAGGACCAGAGCUCAGACGGAGCCCACGAACACACCAACAGCUCCGCAUCACAGCUGCCCGUCUAUCAGGUGGUGUAUGACAUCAGCGGUGUGGGAGGAGCCAUUGCAGAGCCACACCCACCACAUGUGGACGUGAUCUCCAUACAGCUGGACGAGUGGAGCUCUCAGAUGCUGCUGUCAGAGUCGUGUGUGGUCAACGAGCUGCUGUCGCCGGUGAAGACGGAGGAUGUUUCUGCUCUCGACAUGCAGAAUCUGCAGGAGGACGACAGCUUUCUGGUUUAUCCAGAUCUGCAGCUCACAGAGGAGGAGCAGAAACUGCUGGAUCAGGAGGGAAUAUCACUGCCCAACAACCUGCCUUUAACCAAGGCUGAGGAGCGAAUCCUGAAGAAAGUGAGACGGAAGAUCCGGAAUAAACUCUCGGCUCAGGACAGCAGGAGGAGGAAGAAGGAGUACAUCGACGGCCUGGAGAGCAGGGUGGCUGCGUGUUCAGCUCAGAAUAAGGAGCUGCAGAGAACUGUGGACCAGCUGGAGAAACACAAUGUGUCUCUGGUGGCGCAGCUGCACAGACUGCAGGCUCUGAUUAAGCAGACGGCCACUAAAGCUGCGCAGACGAGCACGUGUGUGAUGAUCCUUCUGUUUUCUCUGGCUCUGUUGAUCUUCCCCAGCUUGAGUCCGUUCCACCGCAGCUCAGAGUCUCUACAGGACAGCUACGCUCCAGCCGCCGUGAUCUCCAGAAACAUCCUGAAUGACGCGAGCUCUGCUUCUUCCUCUGCGCUGCUGGAAGACUCAGUUCUGCAUAAACCCAUGAUUCCUCCUGAUCCUCCGUCAGAGCAGCGAGCAGCAGAUCUGGAGGUGGACGGACAGCAGAUCCAGGACUCGGUGAUGGUACGAGAAUCCAGUCGCGCUCAGAGCAACGGCAGCACAGAGAGCCAAACACACACAGAGCUGCAGCCGCUGGCAUUAGCAGCAAACACAGACAAACUCCCACAUGCAGACGAGAUGUGAGACGUGUGUGUGUGUGUGUACCCACUAUCUCUCUCUCUCAUACACUCUUAUUUAUUUAAGAACUCUGGGAAUGUGUGUGUGUGUGAGUUUUCAGUCCGUCUUCAUCAGCAUUAAUGCAUAUCAAUGUUGGAUUUCAGAUGUUUUGGUGACACUUUACAAUACUGUUCAAUUAAUGAGCUCAUUGGCCAGUUUUAUGAAAGCCCUUAAAGGACCAAUGAAAUGACAGUAAAGUUUUUUAGAUGUUAGCAUCAGUAUGUUCAUCUUUAGAAUAUCUAUAAUCAAGUGUCUCCAAAAACAGUACAAUGCUCACCUUGAUAUGAAUCUGGUGUAGAGUUUGUAGUUUAUUCUUCUUCCUCAUGAAUGGAUCAGUGGUUGUUUUGUCGUCUCCUCAUAGUUCACCUUCUCAUUAAAUCUUCUGACCAAUCAAAUGCUCUCUAGUCUCUGACAUGCCCCGCCCCUCUUUCUCAAUAGCUGUUCAUUUGAUGCACUCUCUCUGACAGAGCUGUGAGAAAACUGAAUGCUAUUGGCUGAUUCUUAAGAGGGGGAGGAGUUACUCUAUGUCCCACCCUCUUUGCCCCACCCCUAUCUAUGCUUUUUAAUAGCAUUGUGUCUGUCCUCCUUAAUCUGUCCUCCAACUUCAUGAAAUAUGGAGACUGUUAAUUAAUGGAUAUUCUUUACAGUGAAUGAACAAUAUUUCAGGUGGCGCAGUGGGUAGUGAUGUCGCCUCACAGCAAGAAGGUAGCUGGUUUGAGCCUCGGCUGGGUCAGUUGGUGUUUCUGUGUGGAGUUUGCAUGUUCUCCCGGUGUUGGUGUGGGUUUCCUCCGGGUGCUCCGGUUUCCACCACAGUCCAAACACAUGAAUUGAUGAACUAAAUUGGCCGCAGUGUUUGGGUGUGUGUGUGUAUGAGUGUUUCCCAUAGAUGGGUUGCAGAAGGGAAGGGCAUCCGCUGUGUAAAACAUAUGCUGGAUAAUUUGGCGGUUCAUUCCACUGUGGCGACCCCUGAUUAAUAAAGGGACUAGGCCGAAGAGAAAAUGAAUGAGCGAUAUUUCAGUAAUGAUUAAUCUUAGUUAAUGAAAACAGUUAAUUAAAACAGUACAAAUGAACACUAUUAAUAAAUGCCGCUCAAGUAUUGUUCAUGCGAGUUUGUUAGUAAUAAUUGAACCCUAUUAUAAAGUGUAACCAAUGUUUUUAAGCAUGUUAAUCUAUUUUGCCUUCAUAAAUAGUGCAUUGUUUUUUAUUUUCUGUGUCUGAUCUUUAAACCACUUUUAAAUGUGGUUUGAGUUCAGUUUCGAGUCUGAACACUCAAAUCUGGAUCAGUUUUCAUAAUGAAGUGUCAUGAUGAAGCCUGCGCGUGUGUUUGCACAAAGCUUCUCUCUCUGCUCUUGCUCUUGAAUUAUUAUUUAAAUGAGGAAUGUGCUGGUGAAUGAUUUGCUUUAAUGAGAGUUUGAUGUGAGCUGAUAUCAGAGUGAAUGUAAACACAGGGUCUGUACGCUUCACAGAAAUACAUGGGAAAAUAAGAGUCAAUGAUACGAACUUCAUCAAUGAGGCGUUUGUUGUGAUGUUUAGAGUAAAAUCUGAGACUUUGGCUUUAUUUAGAUUAUUGGUGAGUUUUUUACACGAUGAGUUUAUAUGAGGAUGGGUGUUUUUCUGUCUUCUGAAUAAAGAUUAUGUUAAUAUUA